This is a messenger RNA of Engraulis encrasicolus (European anchovy), 1200 nucleotides long. RefSeq names its product putative nuclease HARBI1. The coding region runs from base 78 to 1076 and encodes 332 amino acids. NCBI's taxonomy places the organism in Eukaryota, Metazoa, Chordata, Actinopteri, Clupeiformes, Engraulidae. The record is from RefSeq and is a predicted model, not a curated record. The transcript has 2 exons.
CACAAAGGGAGAGACGGAGAAGAACCCUCCGGAGAUAUCGCUAUCUUAUUCAAUUACAAGCGGCGGAUCGUCCACCUAUGUAUUGUGUGCUGGACGCAAAUGUGCCGGUACUACGGCUGUGGUUUGAUGGAGAGACCGACACAAAGACCGACUACCGCCUCACACGGGACGCUAUGCGCAGCUUGCAAAGGCUGCUUCGUAGACAGCAAGACCACGGCUGGGGGAGCGAACUUGAGGUUCUUGUGUACACCUACUGGUUGGCACAUGGCCUGUCCUACCGGGUGGUGUCAAGAGUUUUUAAUGUCCCAAAGCCAACUAUUUUUCGAAUAGUGCACAGGGUGGCAGAUGGCAUAUUUUACAACUUGAAGAAAGCCAUCUCAUUUCCAGAGAACCUAGCUGCUGUCGGGCAGAAAUUUGUGGCUUUGUCUGGGACCCCUGCAUUUCAUAAUGUAGUCGGGGCCAUAGAUGGCUGCCAUAUCAGAGUGAAACCACCGGCACAACACCGCCUGGAUUACCUAAACUACAAAGGGUUUUACUCGAUUAACAUGCAGGCCAUAUGCGAUGCAGAGGGAAGAUUUCUGGACAUUUUUGUCGGCUAUCCCGGGUCAGUUCAUGACACCCGGGUCAUGAAGAAUAGCCCUUUUUAUUUGACAGCAAGAUACCCCCCACCUGGAUUUUUUAUUUUUGGUGAUGGUGGGUACACCUGCCUUGAGACACCUAUUCCCCUAUUGACACCAUAUAAAGAGCCAGUGCGGGGACCAAUUCAGCAGUGCUUUAAUUACCGGCAUGCCAAGGCACGCACUGUAAUUGAACGGGCGUUUGGGAUCAUGAAGACCAGAUGGAGGUCAACCCUUUUCCGGGCACUGGAGGUGGCCCCGGCCUUUGCCACAAAAGUGAUAUGUACUUGUGCAUUCCUCCACAAUGUCUGCCUUGACAAUGGGGACACAUUAGAACCCGAUGAGGACAUGCUGGAUGACAAUGUUGACCCUGAGCCCCCCCACGAUCCUGAGCCCGAAGCCUCAGGAAAUGCCCUCAGGGACGCACUGGCUGCCAGGGUGUAUGGGGCUGUUGUUUGAUUCAUUACUUUCUUUUUCUUCUUGUUGUUAAAUAAAUAUUGAGACAUUGCACAUGUGAACCCCUCAAAUUGUUGUUCUUUCAUAACAUAUUGUUAACUUAAGUACAGCAUUAGGUACUUCUGAA